GAAAAGAGGGCGCGGAUCGCAGUCCCGGAAGGGUUGCUUGACGUUGCGGAUUAUAAAAAGUUGCAAGUGAUUGUCGCAGCAACUUGCGCGCACUCCCUCCGCUUGCAUUGCUGAACUGAGCCACGAGAGCGGUUUCGCAGAGCGGGCUUCAGAGAGCGGUCGAGCCAGUCGGCAGCGACCGCGCACGCAGUGACGAGCAGCGAGUCGCGCAAGGCCAGCCAUGGGCGGCCCCUACGGUGGUGGCGGCUCCUACGGUGGCGGCAAUUACGGCAAAGGCGGCGGUGGCUACGGCUCCCCGCAGGGCGGCCACGGCAAGGGCUACGGGGGCCCGCCUCGGGAUAACUAUGGAGGAGGCAAGGGCGGCUACGGCCAAGGGAACUACGGUGGAGGCAAGGACGGAGGCGGCAAGGGCUACGGCCGCGGCGGCGGCCAGCCGUACGGGCGGGGCGGCGGCUACGCGCCCGGCAAGGGCCCCUACGACCCGCGGUCGCCCAACGCGGGCAAGGGCAAAGGUGGCGGCUUCCGCGCGGGCGGCGGCGGCAGCAAGGGCGGCGUGGGGGCGCCGAUGACCCCCGAGGACGCGCGCCUGAACAGCGAAAUUACAAGGAUGCCCAAGGGCCAGGGGCCCCAGGGCUUACUCCGGUUACUGAGCCAGGCCGGCGACCUGAGGAAAGCGAACCCCGUGGUGCUGGCGGGUGCCUUGCAUCGCCUGUCGAAGAUGGGUUUUCAGGCUCGAGGUCGAUUAGAUCCGGUCUUCAAGGGUUUAUUAGAUUCGACAGAGGCGCAAUUAUCGAACGCGGACCAGUGGUCGUCGAGGCAUCUCGUGAACGCGGCGUACGCCGUGGCCAAGCUGAGAGUGACGCCCCAGGACACUCGAGCUUACAAUGCCUUCGCGCAAGCUUCCUCCCAGCGGCUGCAGCACUUCAACGCCCAGGACAUCUCGAAUUUGAGUCCGUAACAGUGUCCGCGAGUCUCGCCCGAAACGCGCUCGAAAUCGGAGGCGAGUCGCGUCGAUGGCGUAACUAGCUCCCCGCGCGCAGGCUGGGCCUUUGCCACCGCCGACGCGCGCGAUCCCGACAUAAUACAGGUCGUCGCCCAGCUCCCGAAGCACGCCCACGCCAAAUUAUCCACGUUUACGUCGCAGGGCCUGGCGAACACGUGCUGGGCCCUCGCGACGCUCGGCGUCGGCUCCGCGGAGGACUUGACGCCCUUCGCUAGAGAGAUAGAAGCUAGAGCGGACGAGUUCAAGCCCCAGGUACGUCUUUUUUUCUUGUUGAUGUCAUUCGUACUGUAUAGGAAUUGUCAAAUGCCAUGUGGGCCUUCGCGCGGCUGCAGAUCCCCGACGAGCGCUUCUUCGAUUUGCUGGGCGACAUGUGCGUGCGCAAGAUGGAGCUGUUUAAUGCGCAGAACCUGACGAACGUCGUCCGCCGGCUGUGUGGAAAUCAACCAGUGGUCGGGUGCACUCAUGUCUGAAUCGAGUGGUGUAAGACCCACAUCGCCACGCCGUCGAGCCGGCGUCGCGUCGAUGGCGUGGAGGUCAUGAUUGAUUCACGCAGGUCUGGGCCUACGCGACGGUGGGCCUGCGGCACGAGCGCUGCUUCGCGGCGACGGUGGCCUGCUCCCUACGAGCGUUGGACGGCUUCAACGCCCAGAACCUCAGCAAUACGAUCUGGGCCUACGCGCGGAGCGAGUUCUACUCCCCCAACCUGAUCGCGGCCAUCGCCGCGCGGACGGCGCGCUCGCGGCGUCCCGUUUCUUUUUUGAGGACGAGGCCGUUUUUGACGGAAACGGACAUGCGCCCCGCAGGCGUCCAAGCUCCACGAGUUUAAUUGCCAAAAUUUGUCGAACACGGCCUGGGCCAUCGGGCGACGAGUGAGCGAAGGUCCCGAGGUGAAGCAUCCCGCGGAGAAGGCCGUCUACCACCGAGCACUCACGCUCAUCGUGCAGGAGGCUCAUCGAAGACUAGACGAGAUGGAGGCCCAAAACUUAGUAUCGUUGGGCUACGCUAUUGUUAUUUCGAACUUCGAGGCGCCGGAUUUCCUCUUCAGAGCACUACCGGAACGCUUGGCGAAAGUUUGUGGUAGAGCCAACGCCCAGGAUCUGUCGAACGCGGUCUGGGCCACGGCCAAGGUCGGCGGUGGGAACUCUGAUCAGACGGGAGCGAGGACCUUCUUCAUCGUCGAGGAAGAGGUCCUGAGAAGAGGUGCUGCCCGCUUAGAAAACCCGCAAAACAUCAGUAAUACCGCCUGGGCCUUCGCGAAGGCCGGCCAAGGUAGUGAUGGUCUCUGGGCUUUACUCGCCGAUGCGGCUACGCGACGCAUGUCGCAGUUCAAGGCCCAGAACUGCUCCAAUACCUUAUACGCCUUCGCCGUCGCACAGAGAAAAGACCACCACGCCCUCUUCGAGGCCGUGUCUCGGGAGAUCCUACAGCGCGCGGAAACUGACCUAGGCAGCCAAGACCUCGCGAACAUGUCCUGGGCCUUGGCUACGCUUGGGUUCGUGAUGCCCGAGGAUGACGGGGGACGGGGCACGUUGCAGAAGCGAGGAGGUGUUACAAAUAACGUCACUACCGCUCCGUGGUUGGGACCGACGUUGGAGGCGUUGUCGCGAGGCGCCCAGCGCAGCUGUCGAAAGUUCAACCCGCAGCACCUCGCGAACACGGCCUGGCGCGCUCCCCGUGUCUGAUCUGCACGCCGUCGACGCGACGCCAUACUCGUACGACGCGCCAUCGACGACGCGUAUCCCGCGCAGGGCCUACGCCAAGCUUAACAAACGAGACCCGCAGCUCAUGGAGCACAUCGCGCGCGCCGCCGAGCCCAUUCUGGAUUCAUUUAAACCUCAAGAAAUUAGCAAUAUGACCUACGCCUUCGCGAAGACGCAAUCGGCGCGAGGUUCGGAGUUUCUAUUCGCGUCGAUAGCCAAACAAGUUACUCGUAGAGUAGAAGAGUUCGGCCCGCAAGACGUCAGCAACACGCUCUGGGCCUUUGCGGCCUCGGACGCGCCGUUGGGCACGGAUCUGUUUGUGGCCUGUGCACCGAUAGUAGCGAGAAAUAUGCGGAAUCAAAAAAUGGACUGGAGAACACCUCAAAGAGUAGCAACAGUAGCUUGGUCGUAUGCGCGAGCCGCCGUGUAUGCUCCGGACUUGUUUCAAGCUUUGGCGGAUGCGGCGUUAGCUAUAUUGGAUGACUUUCUGGCGGUAGAUGUCUCAAAUGUGGCCUGGGCCUUCGCUGCUGCUGGAGAAACUGAUCGAAGUGACUUGUAUGAGGCGUUGUUCGAACGAGCCCGAGUACUAGGCGCAGUGUUCGCGCCGCAGGAGUUAGCCAACGUCGUUUGGUCCUACGCGGGUUUAGAUGAUCCGGAAGCGUGCCGGCGCAUGUGGUGCUUCAUGUUCGAAGGCCCCCCGUGGGACCCGAAUCAGUUGGAUGAAGUGGCCAAAUCGCAGUUACAACAAGCUUGGUUGCGACUGACGCGCGACUCUAGGAUUACGGGCGAAGUCCCACCCUUACCGGAAGCCUGGCGCCGCGACUUCGCGGAGUCGUUCAAGAUCACGGAGAAGUCGUUAGGUUCUCGUACUCAAGACCAGGUGUCGUUCGUGUUGAAUGAGAUCGGGUGGUCCCAUUCUACGGAACACUACGACUCCGAGUCAGGGUUAUCGUUGGACAUGGCCCAGAUCCCGACGAAGACCGCCGUCGAGUUCGACGGCCCCGUGCACUACUUUGCCAAUGAGCCCUGGAUGCUCACGGGUCGAUCGAAACUGAAACGACGGCUAUUAGAUCUAACAGGUUGGGAGGUCGUCUAUAUUGAUUAUAGAGACUGGGAUAGCGCAACAGAUAAGGUCGACUGCGUCUUCAAGGCGUUCGCGAAGCAUGGGGUGGAUCCUCAGGUCGCGCAGCGGGACGCGCAUCUCACGAGAGCAUUGCCCGAGGCCGAGUCGUCGGCGGAUUUUGUUCAACUGCAGCGGUACGCCCAGCAACGACUCAUGCCGACCUUCACGCCGGGCGACGGGGCGGGCUUCGUCGUGGACUACACGCCGGGGGGCGGUGGCGCGCCGGGGCACUACGGGGUCUGA
Molecule: messenger RNA, 4069 nt
Organism: Pelagomonas calceolata
Lineage: Eukaryota; Pelagophyceae; Pelagomonadales; Pelagomonadaceae
Source: the annotation of a GenBank genome assembly